UUGCUCGCCUCAGGCAGCUUGCUAGCGUAGUUAGCUCCCUGUGGUAGCCUAGCGGUGUUGCUGCUUGUGGGAGGCGGAUGGAGCCCGGGCUCGGGGUUGUCCAGACUCGCUGUUAAAACAUUUCAAACACACUGUAUGUUUUCUUUUUUACUGCCUGGGCGAGUAGGAGCUGUAAUUGUAGUGUGAGCUAAGGCUUUGGAGCUGAACCCGGAGUGAAGUGGAGAACAGGAGGUAAAAUGUGGAAAAGCUUUAUUUGUGCUGCCUGGUGAAAUCCCUCAGCGCUCCGAGAGAACAUCAGCAGAAACCGAAACAAGCUCCGCUGUGUGAGUGCUGCUGCUGCUGCUGCCGCUGCUGCCGGUGCUGCUGCUGCCGCUGCUGCUGCCGCCGCCUGAUGCCGCAGAAAGGCACGGGGAAGAUGAGCACUGUAUACUGAACUGGUCUCCUUUAUUACAGCCAGUACUUGUGGCAGCUUCCUAUUGAUCGGAAAACGCUGAAACGUUAGCUUAGCUCGACGGAGACUCAUCAGUUGUUUAUGGGUUUUCUUUAAAAAUGGCUGCUGAGAUGCUGAAGUGCAGCUGAUUUCGGUUGGAGAUGCAGUGGGAGACUGCAAGGCCAUGUGUCUGACAAGGAACAAUGUGUGACUUUGAGGAUUGGUGCAGUGUUGAGGACUUUCCCAGCAGGAGGUAACCCUGACUAAUGCAGGAUAUUCUUCCUCCUCCUCAACAAUGAGGCAAAACCGGAGCCUGUUAUAUCCGAGCUGAUCGUAUUCCUAUAUUUAUGAAGGCUUUAGGGGAUCUCCAUGUUGUUGUUUUUUUAAUACAUUCUUUGAAAGACGACAAGGCUUUUUUUUUUCUCUUGAGGAUGUGUCUGACGGAUCUGUCCUGGUGGUGAGGAAGCCUGACUGGAUUCCUGUGCGCUAAUUGAAACAGUGUGGAGAAGGGCCUCGGUUUCUGAUCGUGCAGAAAUGGAUGUGGUGAAGGCGCUGAGGAUAGAGCUGAACUGUGUGGGGCAGAUCGGUGUGUCCCGGGUCGGGCUGCAGGGCAGGAGCACGUACCUGGUGUUUUGUGCGGUGCUGUGCCUCGCGCUGGCCACAGACGCGUCUCCGUCGAAAACCUGCGACAAAACGUGUCUGUCGGGGAAAUGCGUGAACGGCUCGUGCGUGUGUGACCGAGGAUGGGUCGGGGAUCAGUGUCAGCACUGCCACGGCAAAUUCAAGCUGACUGAUCCAUCAGGGUACCUGACAGAUGGCCCCAUCAACUACAAGUACAAAACUAAGUGCACCUGGCUCAUUGAGGGCUACCCCAAUGCAGUGCUGAGGUUGCGUUUUAACCACUUUGCGACCGAAUGUAGCUGGGACCACAUGUACGUCUACGACGGAGACUCCAUUUACGCUCCUUUAGUAGCCGUGUUCAGUGGUCUCAUUGUGCCAGAGGUUCCAGGGAAUGAGACAGUCCCUGAAGUGGAGACCAACUCUGGCUAUGCACUCCUGCACUUUUUCAGUGACGCAGCCUACAACCUGACUGGAUUUGAGAUAUUUUAUUCGAUAAACUCCUGCCCGAAUAACUGCUCAGGCCACGGCAAGUGCACCACCUCCAACUCCAUAGCGAGCAGAGUGUACUGUGAGUGUGAUAAAUACUGGAAGGGCAAAGCCUGUGACAUCCCUUACUGCAGGAACAACUGUGGCAGCCCAGACCACGGCUACUGCGAUCUCACUGGGGAAAAGCUGUGCGUCUGCAAUGAAAGCUGGCAAGGUCCGGAUUGCUCCCUCUCUGUGCCCUCUACGGAGUCAUACUGGGUCAUGCCAACAGUGAAGACGUUUGGUACAUCACUAGGCAGGGCAUCCCACAAAGCAGUGGUUCAGGAGAAGGUCAUGUGGGUGGUCGGUGGCUAUACGUUUAACUAUAGCAACUUCCAGAUGAUUUUAAACUACAAUCUGGAUAGUGGUGCCUGGAACACUAUGGCUAGCAGUAGUGGGCCUGUGUCGAGAUACGGCCACUCUCUCGCACACUAUCAGGAUAAACUCUACAUGUUCGGAGGAAAGUUGGAGAUGGGCUCGGGCAACGUCACAGACGAGUUGUGGGUGUUUAACAUGCAGAGUAAGUCAUGGACUCAGCAAUCCCCUUCGACGCCGGCUCACGGUCAGGUGUAUGCAGUGGAGGGGCAUUCUGCACACAUAACCGAACUGGACACAGGAGACGUGAUAAUGGUAGUCAUCUUCGGCUACUCCUCCAUCUACAGUUACAUCAGCAACGUGCAGGAGUACAACAUCAAAACAAACAUAUGGCUGGUUCCUGAGACGAGAGGAGCCACAGUUCAGGGAGGCUACGGCCACAGCAGCGUGUAUGAUGCCGGCAGCAGGAGUGUGUAUGUCCACGGAGGCUACAAGUCCCUGCCUGCUAAUAAGUACAGCCUUGUAGAUGACCUGUACCGUUAUGAGGUACACACUCGCAUCUGGACUAUUCUGAAGGAAAGCGGUUACCCACGCUACCUCCACUCAGCAGUGCUGCUGGGAGGAACUCUGCUCAUCUUCGGAGGAAACACUCAUAAUGAUACGUCCCUGAGCAAUGGUGCUAAAUGCUUCUCUGCUGAUUUCUUAGCAUAUGAUAUUGCGUGCGAUGAGUGGAAGGUCCUUCCCAGACCAAACCUGCACAGAGAUGUUAAUCGCUUUGGCCACACCGCAGUCACCAGUAAUGGGUCCAUGUAUGUGUUUGGUGGUUUCUCCAGUGUGUUGUUGAACGAUGUGCUGAUCUACAGGCCACCCAGCUGUGAGGCAUUUGUGGGGCAGGAGCGAUGUGAAGGUGCAGGUCCGGGGGUGCGCUGUGUUUGGAGACCAAAUCGCUGUGUAUCCUGGGAGCCCAGUUUUUCUACAAGCACACCUGCUUCUUUCUGCCCUGCCAAGCCUGCCACCGUGGAUGAGCGAUGUCACCGCUUCUCCGACUGCACCAGUUGUACUGCAAACACUAAUGGCUGUCAGUGGUGUGACGACAAGAAAUGCAUCUCAGCCCUCAGCAACUGCACUGCUAGUGUGAGAAACUUCACCAGAUGCUCCAUCAGAAACGAGCAGAUCUGCAGCAAGCUGGCCAACUGCAAGAGCUGCACCUUAAACCUUAACUGCCAGUGGGAUCACCAGCAACACGAGUGUCAUGCUCUACCUGCCAAGUUGUGUGGAGAAGGUUGGAGUCAAGUGGGUGAAUCCUGUCUGCGCAUUAACUCCAGCCGAGAGAGCUACGACAACGCCCGGCACUACUGCAAGAACCUGGGUGGCAUCAUCGCCUCGCUUUCUACUGCUAAGCAGGUCGACUUUGUUUUUGGGGAACUGCAAAAGUACCAGCAACAGGAGAAGAAGCUGUUCCCCUGGGUGGGCCUGAGGAAGAUUAACGUGUCCUACUGGGGCUGGGAGGACAACUCUCCCUUCACUAACACUUCUCUGCAGUGGCUGCCUGGAGAGCCCAAUGACUCGGGCUUCUGUGCCUACCUGGAAAGAGCGCAGGUCUCAGGGCUCAGGGCAAAUCCCUGUAACGCCAACACAGACGGCCUCAUCUGUGAGAAAGCAGUCGAAAGCCGCAAUGCACGACCGUGUAAGACACCCUGCUCGCUGCAUGUGUCCUGCGAGAACUGCACCAGUCAGGCCACAGAGUGCAUGUGGUGUGGCAGCACCAAGCGCUGUGUGGAUUCCAACGCCUACGUGAUCUCCUUCCCCUAUGGCCAGUGUCUAGAAUGGCAGACUGGAGACUGUGUCGCUCAGAACUGCUCAGGCUUUCGAACCUGUGGUCAGUGUUUGGAGCAGCCUGACUGCGGCUGGUGUGGAGACCCGACUAAUACAGGCAAGGGGCAGUGUGUGGAGGGCUCAUACCGUGGCCCUAUGAAAAACCCACCCAAACAAAGCCAGGACAUGCAGCUGGACACAAAUCUUUGCCCCAAGGAGCGAGGCUACGAGUGGGCCUUUAUACAGUGCCCUGCCUGCCAGUGCAACGGCCACAGCACUUGUGUGAACGGGAGCGUGUGCGAGCAGUGUCGUAACCUCACCACCGGCCCACACUGCGAGACCUGCAUGCCUGGUUAUCACGGAGACCCCACCAACGGAGGGAAGUGUCAAGCCUGUAAGUGUAAUGGUCAUGCCAAUGUGUGCCAAGUCCUGACAGGGAAGUGUUUCUGCACCACCAAGGGGAUUAAAGGAGACCAAUGUAACCUAUGUGAUUCGGAGAAUCGUUACCUUGGCAACCCUUUGAGAGGAACCUGUUACUACAAUCUUUUGAUUGACUACCAGUUCACCUUCAGCCUGCUGCAAGAAGAUGACCACUAUUACACUGCUAUUAACUUCAUGGCCACACCAGAACAGACCAAUAAAAAUUUGGACAUGUCAAUCAACGCGUCCAACAACUUCAACCUCAACAUCACUUGGUCUGUUGGAUCAACAGCAGGUACCAUCUCUGGAGAAGAAGUCCCCAUUGUGUCCAAGACCAACAUUAAAGAGCACAGGGACAGCUUCUCCUGUGAGAAGUUCAGCUUCCACAGCAAUCCCAACAUCACCUUCUACGUCUACGUCAGCAACUUUUCUUGGCCAAUUAAAAUCCAGAUCGCCUUCUCGCAGCACAACAGCAUCAUGGACCUGGUGCAGUUCUUUGUGACUUUUUUCAGCUGUUUUCUCUCGUUGCUGCUGGUGGCUGCAGUGGUGUGGAAGAUCAAGCAGACGUGCUGGGCCUCGAGACGGAGAGAGCAAUUGAUGAGGGAAAGGCAACAAAUGGCAAGCCGUCCCUUCGCUUCCGUUGCCAUGGCACUGGAGGCGGAAUGCGAUCAGGUGGAGCUGCUACAAGGAGGAAUAGAGGCUCCUCCCAAACCUAUAGCCUUGGAGCCGUGUUCGGGAGGCAAAGCUGCAGUUCUGACAGUGCUUCUGUGCCUCCCAAGAGGACCAUCAGGGUUUCCUCCUCCUGGACAGUCAGGUAUUGCUAUAGCUAGUGCGCUGAUCGACACCUCCCAGCAGAAGCCCAUGGAUUUUAAAGAGAAGAAUCCAGGUUUAAAGAACCGCAAAGCUCUGCCUACAGCUCACCAGGGCACCUGUGUGUGAGACGCACAUCCUCUGCAGCUGCCAUCUUUAUCUGGACUUCUAUUUUUUUCCCUCCAAAGAGCUGUGCCGUGUUCCACUGCUGCGGGACCCCGGCACCACCUGUUUCCACAGAGAGGCCCCUGCUGAUGUGGUUUUGCUAGGUAGCAGAGUGCUUUGUCCUCCUCCUCCUCCUCCUCCUUAACACUACACCUGUAUCAAACUCCUCCUGCACUCCAGCACAUGGGUCUCCCAGCACAUUUCACUAUUUCUUCUGCAGAUCUUUUACAUAUCACACCACAAGUCCUGUCUGACAGAGCCUAAACUUUUUCUCUAAAGACUCUAAAUUCAGUACUGUUUGAGAUUCAAGGCUCUAGUUGUGACCUCUUCUGAAGGGAGGAAAAAAUGUGUUGACUCCUCCCACUCGCAGCUGCCAGACUGCCAUUCCCCUCGUCUGGUUUCUACCUUUUUUCUCAGUGAGGACAGAGUGAGGACGUGUGUGAUGUACACUGCUUUCUCAGCAGUAGAGCCUUUCACAGGUGAAGUUAUAGACUUUCCACGGUAUUGUAUAUGGGUGUAAAGCCCAUUUCUUUGCUUGCCAAGUAGACUCUGUGUUUGCUAAAAAGCUUCUUAUUUACCAUUAACUGCAUUUGUAGCCAGUUGAGCUUUUGUAUUUCAAAUCCAACACGUUCUGUCAUCUGUAGCACAGAAGAGCUGUUAGGUUUGUCUAAGCUAAUGAACUUUUGCUGCUGGUUUUAUAUAUAUAUAUAUAUAUAUAUAUAUAUAUAUAUAUAUAUAUAUAUAUAUAUAUAAAAUAAAGAUUCGGGAGAAACCGAUCACGUUUGACUAAAAUAACAUAUACUAGCAAAGUUUCUAUGUUUCAUCUGUCCGCUUUUCCUGCAAAGCUUUUGCAUGACAUACACACUAUAUGCUUUAAAAGUUAUUAAGUCAGAAAAAAAUGAUUUUUUUUUGUAAUGAGUUAGAAUAUAAAACCAAGUUUGGGAGAACACAGCUCGUCAUCUGCCAGUCGUAGAAACAGACGCUGAAAUGACGAACUCACCAGAAUGAGAUGUAAUACAGGGAAUCAGUUGUAUAGUAUUAUAAUGAUAUAACGGCUAGGGAAGCUUCUGUCUUAAUGUUCUUUUCCUCCUUUUUUUUUUUUCGAGAGUGAUUUGGUACUGACUGAAAAGAGGAUCAUCUCGUGGCCUUGUGGUAAAACAUUGCAUUGUAAUGGAUUGUUGGUCUUUUACGUUUCACAUAUUGUGAAUGCAGCAGGUGGGCUUUGUUUAAGGACACUGCUGGUCUACUCGAGACUUGCAGUCAUGGAAGUUAACUCCACCUACUUCAUCCUGGUCUCACAGGAAUUCCACUAGGACAGACUUUUCCACAGCUCAUGCACUUUUUCCCUCCAGCUGAGAGAGCCAUUAGCAAUAUUACCACCGCAGGACCUGAAGAACAACACAUGCAAGGAAGUGUACAACGCUCUUCGCCUCAUACGUUUGUGUAGCACACAAACAUGUCAAAUGUGAAUCAUUGCUUUUUCAGCUCGGUGUUCUAAUGGUUUUUGUUCCCAUUUUGUUUUUAUUCUUUUUUCUGUUUUUAAUAAAGAACAUUAAAAGGCCACACAUUUCUUUUAGGUCCAUCCUUUGUACAAUGCCCAUUGUGGAGGUGAUUAAUGAUGAUGAUGAUGAUGAUAAACAUGUCUUUUGCAAUGUUUGUGAAAAAGAAAUGUUAGUUUUGUUUUGAUAACUGACUCUUGUGUAAUACCUCUGUUUUGUACUUUAGUCAUUGAAGUCCUGUAUCUAGCUUUAUUAACCAGUUUUUUCUUAUUUUCCAUACAGUUGCAGUUUAUUGCAGCUGCACGAGGAGACUACUCUGGGCAUUUGUAGUUACUUUCAGAAAGUCGUCUGUGAACAUGACUUCUGUUUUGAUCAGGAUUUUUUAUUUUUUUUAUUUUAAGCCUGCUUUUGAAUGCGAGUAGUUGUAUGCAGUAGGAGCACAAUGUACAGUCCCAUUACACAGAAAUCUCACUGUAAAGUCUCACAAAAUGUGGAAUAUGAAUGAAACACAUUCUUUAGUGAAUAUCAUUUAUUUUCAGUGUAUUUUAAAGAUGGACUGGAAAAAAUAAAACAUGAUUCAUAGGG
Molecule: messenger RNA, 7185 nt
Organism: Silurus meridionalis
Lineage: Eukaryota; Metazoa; Chordata; Actinopteri; Siluriformes; Siluridae
Gene: atrnl1b
Product: attractin-like 1b
Exons: 29
Coding region: 965-5065 (1366 amino acids)
Cellular component (GO): Golgi apparatus
Molecular function (GO): protein binding
Source: RefSeq, a predicted model, not a curated record